Molecule: messenger RNA, 5216 nt
Organism: Gallus gallus (chicken)
Lineage: Eukaryota; Metazoa; Chordata; Aves; Galliformes; Phasianidae
Gene: GALNT16
Product: polypeptide N-acetylgalactosaminyltransferase 16
Exons: 15
Coding region: 101-1792 (563 amino acids)
Cellular component (GO): Golgi apparatus
Source: RefSeq, a predicted model, not a curated record
AGCGCACGGGGGGAGCUCCGCGCCGCCGCCGCCUUCCUCCGCUCGCGGCCGCCCUUACCCGGCGCGGCGGUGCAGCCCGGCUCUCCGCGGGGCGCUCGGCAUGAGGAGGAUCAGGGCAAAUGCCAUCGCCAUCCUGACGGCCGCCUGGAUCCUGGGCACUUUCUACUACUUAUGGCAGGACGGCAAGCCGCGCUCGGCGGCCGCCGGCGGUAGCGGCCGCGGCGGGCAGCGGGCUGCGGGGCGGCCGGAGGCGCGGCGGGAGGAGAGCGCCGUGCCCCUCGGCGUGACAAGGGCUCCCCAGGGAGAGAAGAACAGCAGGAGGGCUUUUGAUGAGAAGGCUUAUCUGUCCUCAAAGCUGCUGAAGGCUGGAGAAGACCCCUACCGCCAGCAUGCUUUUAAUCAGCUAGAGAGUGACAAACUCAGCAGCGACCGGCCCAUACGGGACACCAGGCACUACAGGUGCACCUCUGUACGCUAUGAUACAGACCUGCCAGCUACCAGCCUCAUCAUCACCUUCCACAACGAGGCCCGCUCCGCGCUGCUCCGCACGGUGAAGAGCGUCCUGAACCGCACCCCUCCCAACCUCAUCCAGGAAAUUAUUUUGGUAGAUGACUUCAGCUCAGAUCCUGAGGACUGCCAGCUCCUUACCAGGAUCCCCAAGGUCAAGUGUCUACGAAACAUCCGUCGAGAAGGGCUGAUUCGUUCUCGGGUGCGAGGAGCUGAAGCGGCCACUGCUGACAUCCUCACCUUCUUAGACAGUCACUGUGAAGUCAACAGUGAGUGGCUGCAGCCCAUGCUUCAGAGAGUGAAAGAGGAUUAUACCCGAGUGGUGAGUCCAAUCAUUGAUGUUAUCAGCCUGGAUAACUUUGCCUACCUGGCAGCAUCAGCAGAUCUGAGGGGAGGAUUUGACUGGAGCCUUCACUUUAAGUGGGAGCAGAUUCCUAUAGAGCAGAAGAUGUCCAGAACGGACCCAACUCAGUCUAUAAGAACCCCUGUCAUAGCAGGAGGCAUCUUUGUGAUUAACAAAUCCUGGUUUAACCACCUGGGAAAAUAUGAUACUCAGAUGGACAUCUGGGGAGGAGAAAAUUUUGAGCUCUCCUUCCGAGUGUGGAUGUGUGGUGGCAGCUUGGAGAUUGUUCCCUGCAGUCGAGUGGGACAUGUGUUCAGGAAGCGCCAUCCCUAUGACUUCCCUGAAGGCAAUGCACUAACUUACAUCAAGAACACUAAGCGCACAGCAGAGGUGUGGAUGGAUGAGUACAAGCAGUAUUACUAUGAAGCCCGGCCAUCAGCCAUUGGCAAGUCAUAUGGAAGUAUUGCAGACCGAGUGGAGCAGCGCCGCAAACUGAACUGUAAAUCCUUCCAGUGGUAUCUGGAGAAAGUCUACCCUGAGCUGAAGGUUCCUGAAAAAGACUUGAUUCCGGGGAUAAUUAGACAAGGAGGAAACUGUCUGGAGUCUUGGGCACAGGAUACCACAGGGAAUACGUUGGCUGGCAUUGGAAACUGUAAAGGGACAGUGAACAAUCCACCCGUCACUCAGGAAUGGGUAUUCAGUGACCCUCUAAUUAGACAGCAGGACAAGUGUCUUUCCAUUACCUCCUUUUCUACUGGCUCUCAAAUCACACUGGAAGCCUGCAAUCAAAAAGAUGGCAGACAGAAGUGGAAGAUGAAAGGCAGUUUCAUUCAGCACUUUGUCAGCGGUCUCUGCCUGGAAAACCAAACUGGGAAAGUGGUGACCAACCCUUGCCAAGCAGAUGUACCCGGCCAACAGUGGGAGCUGCUGCAAGCAACAUGAUGGUAGCACAGAGAUCUCCUUGUUUCUUUGUGCAUGAGACUUUGGGAACAAAGAGGAAUGGUUUUGUUUGUCUGACUCUAAAUGUUUUCAUUGUGCCCAUCAGCAAGCCACCAUUUCAGCUGAGCACUUGGUGUUUUUGAGCUUUCAGAGAAGAAGCUGUGGGUGAGAGGGGAAUGAGGAGAGUUGUUGAAAUCAGCCAUCUGUUGUUAUAACAGCUGAAUGUCCAUUUUGCAGCUGAUGUCCAUACACAGCAGCACCCAGAGAGGGGAGAGCACCUAGCCUCUAGUACUCAGUGACCAGAACUGCCUUGCAGCUCUCCCCCUUUCCAGUCCUUUCUCUGCGUCCAGAGUCCAUGACCCUCAGUCUGACAGCUUGAACAAUGCUUGUACAAACAUGGGUAGCUUUUUGUCUUCCCUGGCAUUUCACUUUAACAUCAUGCAUGGUUCGUGCCUGUGUGCUGCAGCGAGGACUGGCCAGAAGAGGAGCCAUUGUGAUGAGCGGAGGUGCAGGGAAGGAACUAGCAGACCCUGAGGGAGGUUUGUAACAUCUCUGUGGGAGGCCUGCCCCCCCACCUUCCUCUACCAUCAGCAGCUGCCCUUCAGUCAGAUGGGCUGAGCUUGGAAAAUGGAGCACAAGGCUGACCGGCCAGCUGGAAAAGGGCCAGCUUGUUUUAGCAGCAUAACCAGGGGUUCUGGAGGGGACUAUUCCCUGCUAAAUUCCCGCUUCCAGUUUUCUAUGGGUGACAGGCCAACCCUGCCUCCCUGAGCCCAGCAGGACCUGGGUAUGGGGCACCAUGCUCCUGGGGAGCUGCCCCUUGACGUUCAGUGUGUACUGAUGCUCUGGGAUACAAGGCAAGCCAGGGCUGUUCGCUGACUGCUUUUACUGCCCACAGUACCUUGCACUGAAGGCGAUGUGUAGUCCUUGUGGGGACAGCCUGGUGUGACAAGCCAUCCAGCCCCUUUGUCCGAUUGCUUUUUCCCCUCUCUCUGAAAGAGGAGCUGUAAAGACGCAGAGCUGAUCCACUUGCAAGGCCUGGCCUUCCUCCCAGGGGGUGCCCUGUGGGGGUUGGUUGGUGAAGCUGAAACUGCCCCUGCACAAAUACUGCCACACUAUAGAUCUGCCCUGUGAGGUGUCUGCUGUAUGCUGGAGAUACUGAUGGCAGUGGUGUCUCUAGCUCACAUCCCAGCCCGGUUCCCAGUUACCUCUCAGCUGGGAUGCCUAUCAAUGCAAAGAAAGGGAUACAAAUAAAUAAAUCUCCACAACAUUGCUUUGGAGCUCUGUUUUGUAAGCCAACACGCCCCGCUUCCCCCCAUCCUCCAAGGGCCAUACAGGGGCAAUCUUCAGAAUACGUUUGUUUGUCUGUUUCCUUUCUAGUUGAGUUUAGAAGAAGAAGAAGAGGAUCAUUUGCAUUCUGAACAAUGGCUGUAUUUGAUCAUGGUUGUAUCCCUUUCUAAUUCUUUCUUGUAGUUCGGUAUUACCCCAGAUGACAAAAGAACAGAUACUGUUCUUCACACAUAUGUUUGCAUGUGCUCAGAAGUGCUUCUGUGAGAACUGCAGGAAUUUUUUUUUUCUCUUCUGAGUUCUUUUAUUUAAAAAAUGCAGUCAGUUGGGUGCCAGGAGCAUUUUUUCCACUUCCACCUCCAUUUUGACAUCAGCUUACCAUCUCCACACCAGUUAGCUGGCCGAAUGACCUGCCUGCAUGGGGAAUGCUCAGGAGACGGUUCCCUGUGGCCCCGAGCUUGAGGCAUGCUGCAGCUGCACUUGUGUGUGGGAGAAGUGGUACUGGCUACAGAGACUUCUCUUUCCCUGUAGAGAUGCUUUUGGGCCCAAACCACUGAGGCCACAACUUUAGGAAGCAGGAAAGAACAAACAAGGAAAGAAAAUAGCUUAGGAAAGGAAAGAGGAAAGGCAGACAGACCCAUCAGGGGAAGAGAAGCUAUCCUACUAACAACUGCAUUUUUAAACAAGAUCUAUGCUGCUUCCAGAAAAGACCAUUAGGCAGUAGGAGACACGAAUGGUCAAGUUCUCAGACAGCCGGCUUGAAAAAAGUUGAUGCAAAGACAGAUGAAAAGCCAUUGAUCAGGUAUCGUAUGUAAGCUCUGUGUACAACAAAGUGCUAAAUGACUAGUUAUUUUCAUCAAAAUGUAUCCUCGGUGAACUAUUUGACCUUCCCCUCUCUCACCGUCCAGUAGCUUAUGGGUUGCAACUUAACAGUAUGUUCACUUAUCCACCAGGUACUGCUUCCUCCCUUCUUUGUCCCAGUAUAUGUGUGCAGCUUUCUUGCAGUUCCUUCUUCAUAAGCUCCUCGGCAAGCAAUUCUACUGCUGCAGACUGCAGGAACUCUGCUUAUGUACAGCCUGCAAGCUCUGCGCCAGCCCUGGUUCAAAGGGCUCUGGUUAGAUUGAGACAAAGGCAUGCUGGCUGCUACCCUGGCUUUGUGCUUGGCUCCAGUGUCGAUCCAGGUUCCUGAUAGCUCCCAGGGCAGCAGUUCUUGGGCUGGCUAUGUUGGUUUGCACCUCCCACCACUACUCAGCGACUGGCUGAGUGAGUUGGCAUCCACGUGGGGCUGUGGGCUGGGCAGGAGAAGACUGGAUGCUUUUAUUCCAGUGUUCUAGCCUGGGGAAGAAAGGGGAAGGGCUGGGCAAAUGCUAGAUACCAGUAACUCAAAUUGUCCCCGGACUCUGGGGCUCCCAGAGCCUCAAAUCUACCAGGUUUUGGACGUUAUCCGAAGGUCACCCCUCCACUGCUGUACUCUGCUGCCAGCGAAGGCACAGCCCAAGAGGCCUUCCUGCAGGGCUCUCUUCUAUGUCACCUUCUCCAAGUCAACUGGCUUUAGCAAUCGCUGAGGUACGGAUGCAUUGCAAAAGGCUGCUUCUAAAGCUGACCAAGUAAACUUUUCCUCAUGAUAAACAAAGACCAUCCAAACUCGUUGCUGGCAUGCUUUCCACUUCCCUAGAAGGGAAGGGAAAGAGGAGGAAUGUCACUGUGCUUUUCCCUCAAAGUCCAGCAGUUUGGAAUGACUGCAGUAGGGUUUUGGAAAGAAAACCAACAGAGCCCUCAGGUUCAGCCUGGUGGUUUGUAUCUUAGACACUCAGAUCAACAGCUGCUUGCCCUUGUUUUUCUGUUUCUUUUAAAUGGACCCAAGAUUGUGAAGACAGAGGUUUGCAUUGAUAAUAAGAAAGCUGGUACUGUUUCAGAUCACUCAGCGUGACUUCAUGUGCUACCAACCAGUGGUUUAUUUAAGAGGAGCUGAAGCUGCUGUUGUACAGAAAUUAAUUCAGAAGGUUUAUUUUCCCCCACUCAGUUGUAAGUUGCACUUUGCCAGAUGUAAUUUAUGUGGAACCCAGAUUUGUUUUCCCUUUUCUUGAAGAAAGCAUGUUCCAGAAUCUGUCUAAUGCCUGGAAUAAAACCCACUUUGAGACAA